AUGUCAGCUUAUCAAGGUCACCAAUACGGUGAUGGUCAAAUGACUUCCAACGCUGCAAAUCAUGGAGUUUAUCAUCCUCAAUAUCAUCCUCAAGAGCCAAUGAUGCAUGCUCCCGUCGGAAAUGGUGUUAACAAUGUCAUGUCUGCACAAAUGGCUGAAGAGGCGGCUUACUAUAACAUGAUGAAUGCAUCCCGUAUGGAUGCCGGUGACUAUGCCGCAGGAGGCUUUAUGCCUUUGCCACAAGCACCUCGUUUGCCUGUUGCAGCUGCUCGUGCUACCUCGAUGGCUGCGAUGUAUUACGAUCCUACAUUGCAUCCACAGCAUGCAUAUAGCAACAACGUUUCCGCUCCUGCUCCAUGGGCAGUUCCUUAUUACAAUCCUGCGAAUGGCCACGCAAUGGGAGAGUAUAAUCCUUCGGCUCCUUUUCAACAUCAACACGUUGAACAUCAAAUGAUGAUGCACAAUCAAAUGAGCAGAUCGCAUCAACAUCCUCCGCAGCAGCAAGUGGACCCACACACGUACGGAUCAGGCAUUUAUUCGAAUCCCGCUCAACCAAUCACAACAGACCCUUCUCAUCUUGCUGCGGGCAAUCAUCAUUUGGAUUCAAAUUAUGCGCACAAUCCAGUCGUAUCAUCUGCUUCUUACUAUGGUUUAAACGCGGCUACGGCGUCUGCGGCUCCGCAACAAUUUUAUGACUGGGAACAGCAGCAAUUUGCAGGAGGAGCAGAUGAGUAUGAUCCUGCGAACGCGGCAGCGUAUCAUCGAAAUAAUGCAACAGUAGCAAAUGAUCCUAGGCGUAAUUUGACUUCCGCUGGUAUCCGAUCAGAGAUGACCGGAUCAUAUGGAAUGCCGCAUGGCCAAGGCGGCGAAGGAGUAUAUGGCGAAUUCCGAAAUGUACAUGCAUUAGAUCAACCGUAUCAUCCUGCUAAUGCACAAGCAGGAUGGCCUUCGACAAGUUACCCCGGUAACGGUCAAUGGCACGAUGUCAACCAUCGUUCACAGCGUCAUUCGAUGCAACAUCCUCAUCAAAGACAUCCUCAUCAUCAACCACCACCAUCCUCACAUGGCGGUAAUUCGAUGUGGUUUAGAAAAGGAAUUAAAACGAAUGAACCUGUCUGGACAGGCCAUGAAAGCUCCUUCCCCAUAACAAGUUCUCAAGCUCAACCCAAUCCACACUUCGUGUCAGAGGCACAAAACUGGCAACAUGCAAGACCUGAUCAAGGGUAUGCUCCACAGCAUCAGAUGCAUCCACUUCAAGGACAAUUCAAUGCUGAUGUGACAGCCGUUCCGCAUGCGCAAUUCCCACCAAUGGAUCAAAAUGCAAUUGUUCCAGCACCCGUACAAGAUGCUGAAGCACAAAAAGCUCCUCCUGCACCAGCGCCACCUUCGCCUGAUACGUUAGACAAAUCAGCCGUUCCUGUCUCCUCUGUAGGAGCUGAGAUCAUUUGGGUUGCAGCAGCUGCAUUGUUAGAUCCAGGUAUGUGGGUCCGCGCUUCUUUGAACAUCAAUGCAUCCAACAGGAACAGAGUUCGUAGCGGCAGCGCCAUGUCUGAGACGUCUUCAAACCCAUCUCCAUUCACUUCGCCUUUGACGGAUUCUCAUGAUCAUUGGGAACAAGCAAUGGACAUGUCAACGCAAGAUACAGAUGUCUCAAGAGCAAGCUCCAGCCAACAAUCUGCGCAUCGCAAGAAUGUCAAAUCGAAUGAUCCAUAUGAUGAAAGCAGUGCGAGCAGCUCAGAGCCAGGAACGCCACCAACAUCUAUCCCUUCGAGAAUAUGGGAAAAAGAUGGACGACAUGAAAAGCAAAGCUCUUUGAGUGCAUUGCAUGGCAUGCGCGCUUUGGAGUUGUCGAACGACUCUCGUUCAAGUCAUCGAUCUGUCAGUCCGAUGAAUGUGCAAAGUCCAUCUCAAAGAUCGACAUUCCAACGAAGUGCUUCGUACGAUCGAGCACGCGAAGCUGUUGUCAGCAUUACCGACUUGCUCGAUCGUGAUUGGAGAUGGAGCUUGAAUGAUGACAAGUUGGAAUCUCUUGGUCAGUCACAACGUCCUGAAGCUCAUCAAAAGGUUUCAAACGGCCGUCGUUCAUCAUCAUCAUCACGACGUGAAGACAACGGUGUUCAUGGAGGCGGUGCAAGCAUGCCUGGUACUGAGCCUAGUCCUGCUUUCCGCCGCUUUGCUCAUCAAGUGUUGGCACAAACACUUGUUUCGCCAACCGCAUUCAUGUUGAGUUUGAUGUACUCUCUACGAGUGUUGCAUUUGGCAAUUCAAACCCGCUCUGGUAAGCCAUCUUUGGAUCCCGAAGCUGCAGAGAUCUUUGCUCAACCUCCUUCCGCUGCGCCUUUCAAGUUGUUCACUUUGGGACUGAUGAUUGCGAACAAGCAUUUGGACGACAACACUUUCUUGAACAAGACAUGGAACGAAGUCACGGGUAUUUCACUGGCUGAACUGAACCGUGCCGAGAGAUGGUAUUUGGAGAAGAGCAGUUACGAGAUCACCGUUCCCGAAGAAACAUGGGUCUCAUUCUUGAAACAGUUGCAUCUUCGAACGGAACACAAGAUUUCAUCAUUGGCAUCUGCUAAGCGCAUUCGCGUUCCUACCAAGCAGGCACCCGAUAGUCUUCGUCGUCAAGAUUCUUAUGUUGUUCCGCAUGCAGGCAGUGAAGAAGCUCAAAAGCGCUUCUUGCUCGGUAUCGAAGAUGCACUGCAGGCAUUAGGUUACGAUAAUGUUUUCGAUCUGGCGGCCAACAAUGCGCAAGGUCGAGAAGAGAAUAAUUUGCAUCAUUGUGCUCCUAAACCGAAAGAUUCUCUCACUCAUCUCCAUCACAACCAUCAUUCAGCGCCAGCUGCCGAUCUGAUGCGUUUGUCCAAGAACGCAAAUCAAGAAGGAGAGUUUGACGUAUUUGAAGACGAGAAUGGACCUUAUCGACCACACAGCGCCAGUAUUCGUAGACUCACUGCGAAUGGAGUUGAUGGCAAAGACUUGAUCAAGAAGCGAUCAUCUCAAGCAACCCUUGGUGGAGAAGCGGUCUUGAGUAGGAGUGUAUCCGAUGGUAUCACUCCAACAAUCUCUUGUGCCCAUGAACAACAACGCAUUCAAUCAAAGCGGGAAAGCAAAGCAGAAAUGCAUGCCCCUUUGGCACCAUCGGUUUUGUUGGAUCUUUUGAACAGAGGUCAACAUCUAGCGCACGCUGCCCAUUGA
This is a messenger RNA of Meira miltonrushii, 3198 nucleotides long. RefSeq lists its product as uncharacterized. Gene Ontology annotation, cellular component: nucleus; cyclin-dependent protein kinase holoenzyme complex. Lineage: Eukaryota; Fungi; Basidiomycota; Exobasidiomycetes; Exobasidiales; Brachybasidiaceae. Gene Ontology annotation, biological process: regulation of cyclin-dependent protein serine/threonine kinase activity. Gene Ontology annotation, molecular function: cyclin-dependent protein serine/threonine kinase regulator activity; protein kinase binding. The coding region runs from base 1 to 3198 and encodes 1065 amino acids. The transcript has a single exon. The record is from RefSeq and is a predicted model, not a curated record.